Messenger RNA from Ailuropoda melanoleuca (giant panda), 1134 nucleotides. It is a transcript of the gene UCHL1, whose product is annotated as ubiquitin C-terminal hydrolase L1. Gene Ontology annotation, biological process: ubiquitin-dependent protein catabolic process; protein deubiquitination. Gene Ontology annotation, cellular component: cytoplasm. The transcript is spliced from 9 exons. NCBI's taxonomy places the organism in Eukaryota, Metazoa, Chordata, Mammalia, Carnivora, Ursidae. The record is from RefSeq and is a predicted model, not a curated record. The coding region runs from base 112 to 783 and encodes 223 amino acids. Gene Ontology annotation, molecular function: cysteine-type deubiquitinase activity.
GCGCAGGCACCUAAAGUGCGUCAGGCCGGCGCUUUAUAGCGGCAGCCUGGGCGGCUCCGGUUGCUGUUUUUCUUCUUUUCUUCGUAGUGGCUCCUCUUGCGGUUCGCGAAGAUGCAGCUCAAACCGAUGGAGAUUAACCCCGAGAUGCUGAACAAAGUGCUGGCCCGGCUGGGGGUCGCCGGCCAGUGGCGCUUCGCGGACGUGCUGGGGCUGGAGGAGGAGGCUCUGGGCUCGGUGCCAGCGCCUGCCUGCGCGCUGCUGCUGCUGUUUCCCCUCACGGCCCAGCAUGAGAACUUCAGGAAAAAACAGAUUGAAGAGCUGAAGGGACAAGAAGUCAGUCCUAAGGUGUACUUCAUGAAGCAGACCAUUGGCAACUCCUGUGGCACCAUCGGGCUUAUCCACGCAGUGGCCAAUAACCAGGACAAACUGGAGUUUGAGGAUGGGUCAGUCCUGAAACAGUUUCUUUCUGAAACGGAGAAGCUGUCCCCUGAAGACCGAGCCAAAUGCUUUGAAAAGAACGAGGCCAUUCAGGCAGCCCAUGAUGCCGUGGCACAGGAGGGCCAGUGUCGGGUAGAUGACAAAGUGAAUUUUCAUUUUAUUCUGUUUAACAACGUGGAUGGCCAUCUCUAUGAACUUGAUGGAAGAAUGCCUUUCCCAGUAAACCAUGGUGCCAGCUCAGAGGACUCCUUGCUGCAGGAUGCCGCCAAGGUCUGCAGAGAAUUCACCGAGCGUGAGCAAGGGGAGGUCCGCUUUUCUGCUGUGGCACUCUGCAAGGCAGCCUAAUGCCCUGGGGGAGGGACGUAGCUUCCCCCCCGCCUUCCCUUCUACGUGAGACCUACCCCCACCAAUGCGGUCCAGAAUGCUCCAGUGCUUGUGGAACACAGCUGUUCUCCUUUGGUUCUGCAGAUACACUCUUCCCCUGAGCCACACCCAAGCACUAGCCGAGCUCAGCUGUCGAUCGAGCAAAGUUUGGUAUAAGCUUUAGAUGGCGAAGCAUUUCCCCUUGAUGUAUGUAUCGUACCUCAAUACCUAAUGCUUUAAAUAGCUACUUUGGUUUGCGUCUGUAAGUUAAGGCCUUGGAUGUGGUUUAAUUGUUUGUCCUUAAAAGAAAUAAAACUUUUCUGCUGAUUAAGA